CAGCCAUUUUGACAGGGCUGACUUCUCGCGUUGCUACUACUUCUUCGGGAUGAUGAUCAAUCACUUUCUUGCCUUUGCUUCCUGCUUGUUGGCAGAGGGAGUUCCAGCGGAUCAACUUGAUGCACCUCACCAUUGGGUGCCUGCUGAGCAAUGCACCUUUGUGAAUCCACCUGUGGUCGCAUACUAUUGGGAUCCCAAGUGCAAGAAUCCCAGAACCUCUUUGGGAUGUUGGGCUGAUGGUGUCCAUGCCGAGUGCCGCUUCUGUGGUGAAGAGCCCUACACCGGGGUUCGUUGUCCACGUGAGAGUAUUGUGCCAAGCACCAAGGCUUGCAGCUUUGACGAUCCUCCGAUUGUGCCGUUUUAUUGGGAACCACGUUGCAAGAAGGGAAUGUUGGGAUGCUUGGCUGAUGGCAAGCACUUGGGCUGUCGAUUCUGCGGUGAAGGGAGCUACAAAGAGAUCGAAUGCCCUUCAUCCACAUGCUCCUUCGUAAAUGAACCGGUGACUCCUUACUACUGGGACCCGUUGUGCCGAAUGGGAAUGCUGGGAUGCAAUGCAGAUGCAAUUCACGUGCAGUGUCGCUUUUGCGAUCAGACGCCAUUUCACUCUGUGCGUUGCCCAGAAAGUGCCAGACCACACUAUCCCAAUGGAAAGUGCUGGUUUCCUCAAGGCACUGCUCAAAACUACAAGUGGGACAAGACUUGCAAGUGGGGCAAGGUUGGGUGCUGGGCGGAUGGUGUAAAUGCUCAGUGCCGCUAUUGUGGACCUGGUUCAGGAGGGGUCUACAAGGAAAUCGACUGCGAGGAGUCUGUCUUUCCAUAAUGGACGUGCAUGGAAAAGCUGCAUUGCUGAGGUGAUGGACUCGGCUUGCAGCUUGUUAUACGGCCUUUGCGGCACACAAGACUUUGCAGCAAACAAGGCCUACAGCAAACAAUUGCAUCUUUUGAGUUUUGAGGCUCUAGGCCCUAAAUCAUGAGAGUAUUCUUAAGGAUGCUCUCAGUGCACGACUGGACACCUGUGCCUCUGCAAAGGUCAGCCCAAAUUCUAGGCUGUUCUUUGCGAUAGCUGGAUGGUGAAAAAUCCCUGUUGUGGACUCGGCGUAUAGCUCAAUGCCACGUGAAUCUCGAC
Molecule: messenger RNA, 1126 nt
Organism: Durusdinium trenchii
Lineage: Eukaryota; Dinophyceae; Suessiales; Symbiodiniaceae
Source: the annotation of a GenBank genome assembly